Lactuca virosa is the source of this 1068-nucleotide messenger RNA. Lineage: Eukaryota; Viridiplantae; Streptophyta; Magnoliopsida; Asterales; Asteraceae. The record is from the annotation of a GenBank genome assembly.
UCUUCUUCUUCAAAUACGGGGAUGAUAUUUUCAGACUCUUUCCGUUCUCUCUCUCUAAGCAAUCAAAACCCUAAUUCAAACCCUAAUCCCCAUCUUAUCCGUUCCUCCUCCUCCUCCUCUUCUUCUUCUCUAGACUUCCCUCUUAUGAUCACCACUACCAGCUCUCACAACCAAGAAGACGAUGAAGACGAAGAAGAACAAGAAGAACUUGAUCUUAACCUUGGUAGUGGUGCAGGUUGCACCUUCAACAAUGGUAAAAUGAUCAAACCAACCAAGACUUGUGCAAGAGGCCAUUGGAGACCAGCUGAAGAUGCUAAACUCAAGGAGCUUGUGGCUCUUUAUGGUCCUCAGAACUGGAACCUUAUCGCUGAGAAACUAGAAGGAAGAUCAGGGAAGAGUUGCAGGUUGAGAUGGUUUAACCAAUUAGACCCAAGAAUUAACAGAAAAGCUUUCACUGAUGAAGAAGAAGAGAGGCUGAUGACUGCUCACAGAAUGUACGGUAACAAAUGGGCAUUGAUUGCAAGGCUUUUCCCUGGUAGAACUGAUAAUGCCGUCAAGAAUCAUUGGCAUGUAAUCAUGGCUAGAAAGUAUAGAGAACAGUCGAAUGCUCAUAGGAAGAGAAGAAUGUUCAUCACUCAAACUGGUUCAGGAUCCGACACUCCUUCUGCCACUCCACCACCACCCCCGCCGCCGCAGAUCUUAAUCCCCACCGAUGCUCCUCCAACUUACAAUGGGAUGUUCCAUCAACAGCCACCCCUUGGUUUUAUCUCCGGUGGCAAGAACAACAAUCAAAUGAUGAUGAUGAUGAUGGAUCACAUCUUCAGCAGCAAGAACAAAUGUUGGGACACGUUAUCAUCAUCACCAUCAUCAAACACAUCAUGGAUGAUGGGUUACCACAGUAGCAGCAGCCCCUUCUCAUCAGUUGCAGAUAAUUCCGCCAUUGGUACUACUCAUUCAGUAACGACAGUAACACCACCACCACAAGUUUUACAAAGCCAGCAGUUUUCUGAGGCUAAUAUUGACAUUUCACCCCCACUUAUAGACUUUCUUGGAGUUGGAGCCACAUGA